Molecule: messenger RNA, 3497 nt
Organism: Chionomys nivalis (European snow vole)
Lineage: Eukaryota; Metazoa; Chordata; Mammalia; Rodentia; Cricetidae
Gene: Prima1
Product: proline rich membrane anchor 1
Exons: 5
Coding region: 270-731 (153 amino acids)
Source: RefSeq, a predicted model, not a curated record
GAGGACACUUUCCCCGCCCUCUGCCUGGGCAGUCCAGCCUGGGCCCUGGGCUCGGGGCUGGCCGCCUUUCCCGGCCCGCGCUCGGCCAAGCGCAGCCCGGAGCUCAGUGCAAGCGCGCCGCGCCCCGGGUCCCCAGAUCAGCUGCCCUAGAGGCCCAAGCGGCGCGCAAACUUUUGCUCCAGCGCCCGGCGCUCUUCCGCUGCUUGUGAAGCCCCCGAGCGCCCGCGCAGCCGCCAGGUUCGGCCCACCAGUGGGCGCCGCGGAACGAGAUGCUACUCCGGGACCUGGUGCUGCGCCGUGGCUGCUGCUGGCCCUCACUACUGCUGCACUGUGCGCUUCACCCUCUCUGGGGCUUCGUUCAGGUGACGCAUGCUGAGCCCCAGAAGUCUUGUUCUAAGGUGACCGACAGCUGCCAACACAUCUGCCAGUGCCGGCCCCCACCUCCUCUACCCCCUCCGCCUCCACCUCCACCACCUCCCAGACUACUAUCCGCCCCAGCUCCCAACUCUACCUCGUGCCCCGCGGAGGACAGCUGGUGGUCGGGGCUGGUGAUCAUCAUCGCUGUCGUCUGUGCCUCCCUGGUGUUUCUGACUGUGCUGGUCAUCAUUUGCUACAAAGCCAUAAAGAGGAAACCACUGAGAAAAGAUGAAAACGGCACCAGUGUUGCAGAAUAUCCCAUGAGCUCGUCCCAGAGUAGCAAAGGGGUGGACGUGAACACUGCGGUGGUGUGAAUCUGCAGGUCCUGGACCCACUGGCUGGAAGGACACCUUGGUGGCACUGGUGGACAUGGGGUGACUCUGGGCCUGUCCAUGACUUCCUGCUUUACAGGCCUCAGGCCUCCUGAGAGAGAAAGCAUCCUCUUCCCAGGGUAGCCCUGGUCAACUUCCAGGGUGCAGCACAGAUACCAGGCUUGAGCCAGGAUACCCUGCAUGUGGCCCCUGAGCAUCAGCACCACCCAGGGCUCUCCAUACCCUCCUUCUUGUCUUGUCUUGGGCACAUCGACUCUCACCCAGUUGCUACUAAGAGCACGUACUCCGGUGAACGUCGAGGGUCUACCUGUCUUCCUGGGGCGGAAAGACACCCCUGUUUAGCCAGAAGAAAGGUGAUUCAGGGAUUGCUCCCAUUCCGGAAGCUUCCUCUCAUCCAGGAAGCCCACUACUUCUCUGUGGACAUUCUAGCAAAAGCCAUCACACAGCCAUGAGACAAAUGUCCCCUUCCAAAGGUGCUUCCCACACAUCUGUGCACAACUGUACCUGCCAUGGUCUUCCGCCUCCAGAGCCUGCGCCACCCUCCCUGGCCCACUCACAGCCUAGCCUGUGGCUCCUGGUUGCAUGCCUGCUUUGGGAAGCGGUAGGCCCAGCCUGCCUAGUCCCCUGGGAGUUGACUCGGUGUCUCCCAGAAGCCCAGACUAAGUCAGGGGUUCCCUUUGCACCUGCUCUGACACCCCACACCUGGCUCUUCAGGAAGCAUCAGUGUGAGCCAGGCUCUGCCUCACUGGUCAGAGGUUACAGCUUGUGCCAAAACCAUGUGGGCGCUAUGUGCCAGGCCAGUGUGGGUCUGGUACCAUGUGCCACCCUUACCCACAACAGUCCCUGAAACCUAAAUUUGGUACUCAGAAAGCUCCCAGGAGAAGGUGGCAUUCUUCUGUGCCUCCCGGAAGUGGCUUUCUGUGGGCCAGGGUCUCCUUUCUGUGGGAGCGAGGGAGAGUGGUGAAGAGCCAUCUAGCCUUGGUAACCCUCUGCCCACAGGCUUGUUUCCCUGGAGGCCACCCACACGGUGAAGUCAACAUCCCUUGCCUAGAAGGAAGCUGGCCUACUCAAGGGCGACGCCCCCACAGUGUAGAGAUUUAGUUGAGUUCAUUAGCCUCCUCCUCACCCGACAGAGAUCUUCUCUGGUGGGUGUUUGUGCCACAUGAUAAUUUCAAAGCCAGGUAAAACUGAGGGACAAGAAAAUCAGUCCUAUGUGGAUAGGCACCCUGAGGCUGCUACUGCCCUGCUCCUAAGUCGAUCGGCAGGCGCAGGCUAAGGGGAGGUCGGGGCAUUUCUCCUCUACAUGGCAUUUGCCCUCCUUUGCUUGAGGACAUGGUUUGGGGUUGGGUUUGAAUUUCCCCUUCACAGCAUACCUUGGCUCUGGCGUGGGGUUGCCAAGAACCUUCUGUGGGACUGCCCUCACCCCACCCAGGGAGACACCUGGCAGUCCUCUUUGGAUGUGGUUCCAAGUGACGAAGAAGCCAGAGGAGGUGGGUCAGGGACAGGCAAACAGGAGUAAGAAGCCUGGCAGACUCCACCCCAGUACCCUGUCUCUUACCUUUACUCUCUCCUUCUCCCUCCCUCUCUCCCUCCCUCCCUCUCUCCCUCUCCCUCUCUCUCUCUCUCUCUCUCUCUCUCUCUCUCUCUCUCUCUCUCUCUCUCACACACACACACACACAUACACACACCACCACCACCACCUUGAUCUAAACUGAGAAUAGGGCCAUAGUCCCCUGGCGCCCGUGCCUGCAGCUGACACUGGACAGAUAGGAGGACUGGUCUAGUUGUAAACACACACUCUCUGGAGCCUCACGGGAGAGCAUAACACCCCACUCCCACCUUGGGCUCCCAAGAGUAAAGAAGGGACACCUGUAGCUGGAGGGGAGCUCUCUGCCAGGGAACAUGAAGGACUGAGCAGACCCUGAGAUUUCCAUGCACCCACGUCCUGACCUUGGCUGAAACCUAGGAAGCCCACAGUGUGUGUACUAUUAGCCAGCAGGGACCAAGGCUGAGUUUUCACUGUGCUUGGCUAGUGUGCAUGUAAAUUCUCUCUAGUGGGCUUGCACAACCUCACUCCACAGUUAGGGGAACCCAAAGGAAGGGCCUAGGUUUUACAAGGGUAUCCUUAGAGAACAGCAUCCCCAAGCCCAGGACAGGCCGUUUAGAGGGUGCAUCUCUCAUAACAACAGAAGCCACCAGUUUUUAAACCCACACGGCUGAAACGUGAUCCUGUCAACCGAGAGCUUGGACUUAGAGCAUCAUUUCACAGGGCCCACAACAACUCCGCUAAGACCCUGUCUGUCGAGCAGCCUGAAUGCAUCCUCCAGGUGGUGAUGAAUGCAGAAGUCAGGUGAAGCAUCCAUGCCCACCUGUUUCCCUAGAUGCUUUCCAUUGUGGUCAAGUUGUGUCAGAACUCAGCGGCAUUUAGGUUCUCCCAAUUACCAGGUGUUUCUACAAAGCCUUCUAGAGGACAUGUGGAUGGAAGAAUAAUAGAUGUAAAAAAUAGGAAUAUUAUAUAGUUAUAUAUAUAUUUAAAGAGAUAUCUAUCUAUACAAAUAUAUAUAUAUAUAAAUUCUGUAUUCCAAUCUGUACAAAUAUGACCUAAACAGCCUAGGUAGUGUGAGAUCUGCAUUGCAUGAAUGUAAAUACCUUGAACUCUGAAUUCUGAACUUUGCCUUCUUAGCAAUGUGUGUGUAUGGGAGGUGACUGUGCCGCUGGUGUUCUGUCUUGGUGGGCAGACACACACGU